AUGGCAGACGCAAACAUAGAAAAAGAUAUCCCCCACAGCACCGGCGCAGACGCCAACGGCGCCCAUCACAAUGCCCAGCCUGCCCAGCGCUACAACAACUAUGGCAACCCUCUCGCCCACGCCCACAGCGGCAACGAUGCUCGCCUCCCUGCCUUUGGUGGUGAGUUCCAGCCCGGUCUGUACAAGGCCAUUGAGGGCCGCAAGCUCGCCAACCCCGCCCCUCUCGGCCUCAGUGCCUUCGCCCUGACUACUUUCGUCCUCUCCGCCAUCAACCUCCAGACCCGUGGUGUCACCGCCCCUAACAUCGUCGUCACCCUGGCCUUUGGUUAUGGCGGGCUUGUGCAGCUCCUGGCUGGCAUGUGGGAGAUGGCCGUAGGAAAUACAUUCGGUGCUACCGCUCUCUCGUCCUACGGUGGCUUCUGGAUCUCGUAUGCCCUCAUCCUCACGCCCUCUCUCGGUGUUGCAGCUGCCUAUGAGGGCACAGACACCGAGACCAGCGCCCUUGGUCUCUUCCUGACCGGCUGGUUCAUCUUCACCACCAUCUUGCUGCUCUGCACGCUGCGCUCCACCAUCAUGUUCUUCAUGCUCUUCUUCACCCUGGACCUCGCCUUCUUGUUCCUCUUCUGCUCCGAAUUUGCCAAGAACAACGGCGCUGCUACUACCUCUCUCGGCCUGCAAAAGGCCGGCGGUGUCUUCGGCAUGCUGGCCGCCUUCUUGGCCUGGUACAACGCGUUUGCUGGUAUCGCAGACUCCAGCAACUCAUUCUUCCUCAUCCCGGUCUUCCACUUUCCAUGGAGCGAGAAGGGCCGCGAGAACCGCCUCGCUAAGCAGGCUUCGCACACAGUUUGA
This is a messenger RNA of Diaporthe amygdali, 849 nucleotides long. Its product is annotated as fun34 family protein. Gene Ontology annotation, cellular component: plasma membrane. Bases 1 to 849 code for a protein of 282 amino acids. Gene Ontology annotation, molecular function: acetate transmembrane transporter activity. The transcript is spliced from 3 exons. The record is from RefSeq and is a predicted model, not a curated record. Lineage: Eukaryota; Fungi; Ascomycota; Sordariomycetes; Diaporthales; Diaporthaceae.